Molecule: messenger RNA, 666 nt
Organism: Rhodotorula toruloides NP11
Lineage: Eukaryota; Fungi; Basidiomycota; Microbotryomycetes; Sporidiobolales; Sporidiobolaceae
Product: ubiquitin like superfamily protein
Exons: 5
Coding region: 1-666 (221 amino acids)
Molecular function (GO): protein binding
Source: RefSeq, a predicted model, not a curated record
AUGUCCAGUGACACGGCUCCCGCGCCCGUCGAAGCGACCGAACAGCCAGCGGAGCCCUCGACCACCUCUCGCCCUCCCGAAUCAUCCCUUCACUCGCGCGUUACAGUGUCGGACGGUACGGCGGCGGUGUCGCAAGUAGGCGAGGAGACUGGCGCGGGCGAUGCGGAGCCGGUCAUGCGCGAACGUGAGGGUACCGGACCUGUCUCGCUCGUUGCGCCAGUUGGGACAGACCGUCCCGUUGCAGCAGAGUCUGCGGGUGAGGUGGGGAGGCCGGCAGUGAAGGGCGAACCCGUCGAGGUUGAGCUGCUGUUGCUCUCGGGCAAGCGGAGGAGGUGGACGUUUGGGACGGAGGAGACGGUCGAGGAGGUGAAGGACCAGGUCUGGCACGAAUGGCCUGACGACUGGACGAAAGGCGACCCCGCACCUCCAUCGGUCGACGGGCUGAGGCUGUUACACCUCGGUCGUUUCCUCGACGAUACCUCGACUCUGUCCGCUGCCGGUCUCAAGCCCACGCCCGACUUCCCCGGUCCCCUCAUCGUCCACCUGCACAUCCGUACUCUCGAGCCCCCGCACCACUCGCACCACUCGCCCAAGAAGAAGAAAAAGGCACAGCAGCAACCUCCGCACGAGGAGAACCGCUCCUGCACGUGCUGCGUCAUCGCCUAG